GUACCACGCCCACGGAGCACAUACACACGCACUGAGUGAGCAGCACCUGCAUCUCACAUCGGCAACCUAUCUUUUCCCGAAAGAGGAGAACAGCUGCAGCAGCAGCAACAACAAUUCAUCGCUUCACCGCAGCAUCCCUCCCCCCUUCCCCACAGCAGCAGCAAUGUCGCAACCCGCCACGUCGAGCGGUGGGGUCGCCACGGACGGCGUUAUCAUCCCCAUUGAAACGAAGUACAUGUACAUCACCGCCAUGAGUGUGCCGCGGGAGACGAUGAUCAUGAAGGACUCGUGCGCCGUCUGCAACGGCUCGCUCGGUCACCCCUGCGUGAAUUGCAACUCCGUGCUCGACGACUGCCCGGUGGUGAUUGGCGCCUGCCGGCACGCCUUUCAUCAGCACUGCUUUGAGCGGUGGGAGAAGGCGCACGGCACCUGCCCAACCUGCCAGGAAGCGUGGCAGCAGGAGCGCAUUAUCCGGGCCGCGUAA
Leptomonas pyrrhocoris is the source of this 484-nucleotide messenger RNA. RefSeq lists its product as hypothetical. The coding region runs from base 164 to 484 and encodes 106 amino acids. NCBI's taxonomy places the organism in Eukaryota, Euglenozoa, Kinetoplastea, Trypanosomatida, Trypanosomatidae. Gene Ontology annotation, molecular function: cullin family protein binding; ubiquitin protein ligase activity; zinc ion binding. The record is from RefSeq and is a predicted model, not a curated record. Gene Ontology annotation, biological process: protein ubiquitination; positive regulation of mitotic metaphase/anaphase transition; ubiquitin-dependent protein catabolic process. Gene Ontology annotation, cellular component: anaphase-promoting complex; nucleus. The transcript has a single exon.